AUGGAAAUUGGGUUUGCAGGAAUUAGUAUUAAAGAUAUUUCUCAACCCAUGGGCUAUAAAGAAAGCAUUGGUUUUCAUUACUACUUCAAGGUUGAAAAAGUGUUUGACAUUUUUGAAGAAUAUAACAAACCGUCUCAACCACCAUCUAAAAAUGAUAGUGAUCAAAAUAACACGGGUAAUAUCAAAGAGAAAAAAGAUGCUGCUGAACGAUUUGCUUAG
Messenger RNA from Entrophospora candida, 219 nucleotides. The record is from the annotation of a GenBank genome assembly. NCBI's taxonomy places the organism in Eukaryota, Fungi, Glomeromycota, Glomeromycetes, Entrophosporales, Entrophosporaceae.